AAACCUCGUACUGGUAAUUUGUCAGACAGUGAUACUGUACUUAAACAAUUAAGGAAUUAAUCUGAAACUUCAGAAAAACAGGAAACAAUUACUACAGUAAUACAUGUAAUAUUGUGCCGAUGCAUUAAUUGUAACUGUAGAAUAGUUUAAUACAUAUUAAUUAGUUGAAGGUGAACAAUAUUGCACAAACGAUGGAACAAUUGUGCGGAUUAACUGAAUGUGAGACCUAAUGCGGAAAAAACACAUCUCUUUUUUAUAGUUAUAGUUCUAAUAUUUAUUUGUUACUCUGACAUUAAAAUAUGAAUUUUCCGGCAAGUCCGCACGCUUUUACAGCUCUUGGCGUUGGUGCCGGUUCAACAGCAGCUCUAGGACUGCAUGCUCCGUCUCUACCACUAUCUCUUCCGCAACGAAAUCCAUUCGCCAUACAGGAACUGUUAGGUUUGAGCUCCCAGAGUUCGGAACGGUGCAGACCUCCCGUUCCAACAUCGUCAGACUCAUUUUUGUCCGCUUCGGCGUUUCUUGCCUCAUCGUUUUCGCCUCCAUUGUCAGUUACAUCGGUGGCAUCCGGACUUAAUACAUCCGCAUUCCCUUAUAUGGCAUGGAAGUCAAGUUUUAUGAACGCAUUGAACAAUUCGGCGCAAGGGCUGUUAAACUUUGGACCUUCCAUUCCACCGUCAACACCACCAAGUUCUGUGCUCUGCAAGUCAGAUUUUAAAUCAGGUUUGGACGCUAGCUUCAGCAGCGAUAAAAGUUCAGAUUCGAUAGAAACAGGUUCCAUUAGCGGCAAGAAAAAGAAGAAAAAGAGGCGACACAGAACGAUAUUUACGAGUUUCCAGCUGGAAGAACUUGAAAAGGCAUUCAAAGAUGCACACUAUCCAGAUGUUUACGCUCGUGAGGUGCUAGCAUUGAAGACAAAUUUACCAGAGGAUCGAAUACAGGUAUGGUUUCAAAAUCGCAGAGCAAAAUGGCGCAAAACGGAGAAAACGUGGGGACGUUCAAGUAUCAUGGCGGAAUAUGGUCUGUAUGGUGCUAUGGUACGUCAUUCACUUCCGCUUCCGGAAACUAUACUUAAGAGUGCUAAGGAAGGUGUUAUGGACUCUUGUGCGCCGUGGCUACUGAGCAUGCAUAAGAAGUCUAUUGAGGCACAAUCUACUUUAACUGGGGAUGGGAGUAACAUUGAUCAAGAAUCUAUUGACAAACCAGAUGAGAGGAAGAAUUCGUACAUGGUUCAGACAGACAUUCGAUCUGAAAGUAUUGCAACGCUGAGAGCAAAAGCUCUUGAACAUUGUGCAAAAAUAUCACAAAGUGAAACACAUGGUAACGACACUUCCGACAAAACAGAGGACCAGUCAAAUAGUGUUGAAUUAGAUAGUAAAACUGAACAUUCCAAAUAUAAAAGUUCAUUUGAAGAUCCAAGGGAUGAUAGCGACAUUGUUACCGUUGUAUAAUUGCUUUACGUUAUUAUAUUUUGUUACUGUUUACUUUAUUUGUUGAAUGUAGUGAUGGUGUGCAAUUUAGAUUCCAGUUAUUAAAAUAGUUCUGUGUUGAUUAAUUACGUAACUUUUAGGUUGACAAUUCCCUUAUUUUAUUUGAGCUGCAAACAUGAAAAAUACAAUAUCAUUAUGUCGGAAACAGACAGUAUAUUUCAUUUACGUCGCUAGGUGAUUGUUCACAAUUUUGGAAUUGAUUGACAUUACACUGUUUUAUCUAGUCUUAAAUAUCUAACUAUCCUACGUUUGAGUGUAAAUCAAAGCGCAACCAUAAAAACAAUCCUGACGUAUAUGUUUUCUGUUAGAAGCAUAAAACUUAACGAACUGAGAGACAUAGAUAUAUUUAAAUUUCAAAUCACAUUAAAAUGGCACAAGACAUUAAAACAAAAUCCCUGCAGAAUUCAGCAGUGAGCCCAAAAAUACAUACAAAACAAUAUCAUUAUAUCUAUCAAGAAGUUAAUGGGAAUAUGGCCAGGAGGUCUGGACUGUCUUAUGAGUUUGGACCUCCUACACACCAUGAGUAAUCAUCUGUUAAUGUUUAAAGCACGGAAGCUUCCAAUAUAUAAUAUUCCUCACACACUUCUCUAAUAACAGAAAGUGGACACACCUCUGUAAAGCGGUAGAAAACACGUUGUCAAAUUAACUCAGUUUUCACUAAAUACUGUGCAUAUCAUUUGGAAAAUAUUGAUAAUAAAUGGCAUUUUUCAUCUACUGGUAUUGUUGUUAUUCAUACAUAUCUUCCGUUUUAAUGUAUUAGCUAGUAAGUGUGAAAGUCUUUAGUUUACGAGUACAAAUUGAAAUGAAAUUUACGAUUACUGUACACCAUACGUUCUUAUUUAAUGUGCAGUUACAUCUAAUAGUGUAUCUUAAUUUACUGCAGACAUUCUAGCUUAUUGUUACCACCUGUAAUGACUCGAGUUUUGACUAAUCUUGUGAGUGAAAUUUGUUCACCUUUUGCCGUCAUUUAUGCUUCUGGUUUCAUUUAUUUUUUAAUAAUUUCUGAGAAAUAUCGAUGCACUAUUUCAUGUCUUGUUGAUGAUACACCCAUCACAGGGUGGCCAACCCACGUGACCUUUGGAAAUCUUACACACGGAGAGAAUGUCCUGAUUCAGGUGACAUUUUGCCUAUUGACGGAUUUUCAAAGAUAAAGAGCGUCGAAGACAGCAAAAAUGAACGGUUUCCUCCACACAAAACGCUGCAAUUAGUUUUCAGUACUUUUCUCAAACAUUUCACCCAACUGCGAAAGUGUCUAUGUUAUCUACACAGUUAAUCCACGAAAAGCAGUUGGGCGAAGUGUUUGAGAAAAGUACCAAGAACUGAUGGCAGACGCUUUGUGCUGUGGAAAGCACUCAUUUUGCUGUCUUCGACGCACUUUAUUUAAUGAAAAUCUGUCAUGUAAUAAGGCAAAUAUAGGCAAAAUGUUACACGAGUCGAGACGUUUUCUCCGUGUGUACGGUAUCCAAAAGUCACGCGGGUUGGCCACCCUGAUCAUACCAUGUAAAAUGUCCGCUAAGUUUCUUUGUUGAAAUGUGUUCUUUUACAAGACAAUGAAUAUUAACACUGGCAAAAUCACCACAAACAGAAAUGACCAGACGAAAGAAAAUAAAAUACUUUAAAAAGGUGUCUUCACAUUGUUUUUCAAUGUAACUCUGUUAUU
This is a messenger RNA of Mercenaria mercenaria, 3147 nucleotides long. RefSeq names its product visual system homeobox 2-like. Gene Ontology annotation, biological process: regulation of transcription by RNA polymerase II. The record is from RefSeq and is a predicted model, not a curated record. Gene Ontology annotation, molecular function: sequence-specific double-stranded DNA binding; DNA-binding transcription factor activity, RNA polymerase II-specific. The transcript has 5 exons. Lineage: Eukaryota; Metazoa; Mollusca; Bivalvia; Venerida; Veneridae. Gene Ontology annotation, cellular component: nucleus. The coding region runs from base 300 to 1448 and encodes 382 amino acids.